Messenger RNA from Filobasidium floriforme, 1403 nucleotides. Its product is annotated as RNA polymerase Rpc34 subunit-domain-containing protein. Gene Ontology annotation, biological process: transcription by RNA polymerase III. Gene Ontology annotation, cellular component: RNA polymerase III complex. The record is from RefSeq and is a predicted model, not a curated record. NCBI's taxonomy places the organism in Eukaryota, Fungi, Basidiomycota, Tremellomycetes, Filobasidiales, Filobasidiaceae. Bases 194 to 1306 code for a protein of 370 amino acids. The transcript has 9 exons.
GUUUGAUACCUCCUUACUAGAAUUACCAGAUCCCUGUACUGAACUGUCCAACAGCUCAAGAGGAGGCCGCGACGGCUCGACAUCGGUACAAGGGAAUAGCGGGAAGAGAGGAAUUCCUCCAGGAAGACGAGCCUACUUGGGCCGAACCUCGUAGCUUACGUUCCUCCUCGCCUGUUUCGAAAUCCCCGAAAUCAUGUCGAACGCCAUGGCUUCGAGGCUCACGCCUCUGGAGAACGAGCUAUGGAAGAAGCUCAAGGGUGCGAGGGAUUCGACGUUGUCGGCGACCGACCUGCAGCGAGGUCUCACGCCUCAAGCAGCGCUCGGAGCGCUCAACGGUCUCAUGUCCAAGAGCUUGAUUAUCACGAAACAGAAUGAAAAGGGAGAACCGUUCUUCAUGGCCGUCAACAAGGACGAGGCGAAAAAGACCGGAGCUUUGGAUCAGAACGAACAGAUCGCUUACAACUGUAUCAAAUCGGCCGGCAACAUGGGUAUCUGGAUCCGGAGCAUCAAGACCGAGACCAACUUACCUCAGACGGUCUUGAUGAAGGUGAUGAGGUCGCUAGAGAAGAGGGAUCUGGUGAAGACGAUCAAGAGCAUCAAGGCGCCGACGAAGAAACUCUACAUGUGUGUUGGGAUGACGCCGUCAGCCGAGUUGACAGGAGGACCAUUUUACGAUGGGCAUAAUAUCGACGUCGGGUUGAUUUCGGACUUGUCCUCUGUGGCUUUGCGUUUCGUCCAGGAAAAGAGCUUUCCUCGAAAAAUUCCCAAGCGGAGCAACAUUCCAGACGAGAUCUACGUUCCCAAUCCCAUCUAUGCCCCCUCGCACACUUCGAAACUCCCCGGUCCCCAAGCGAUCUUGACGUAUUUCGAGAAGCACGAUAUCUGCAAGAUCAAACUCGGCGUCGAACACAUCAUCCAAAUCAUGAGCAUGUUGGUGUACGAAGGAAAGGUGGAGAUCAUCAAGCCGAUCAAGAAGAUGCACGAGGAAGGAUGGAAUUCGGAUUUGGAGCAGGAUGGAGGAGCUGCAGACGAGGACGAGGUGGCUAGGAUCAAAGCGGAGCGGGCUAAAGUGGGGAAGAAACGACCGAGACCGGUGGAUCAGGAUAGCGAUGCGGAGAGUGAUGUGGAUAGCGACUCGGAUUCGGAGUCCGGGGGAGAACGGGAUCGAAAGAGGAGGAAGAAGGACAAGGAGAAGGAGAGGGAGAAGAGCAAGGAUAAGAAGCCGCAAAGAGAAGGAGAAGGCGAAGAAGAAAUCGAAAGGCAAGGGAGACGAUUCCGACGUGGAUAUGGACGGCAACGACAGUGAUGAACUCGUAUCGGUCAAGGACACCGACAAGAAGAAAAAGAGAAAGAAGAAGUCUUCCUCCUCGUCUUCUGAAUCGGACAGCGACAGCUCAUCCGAC